This is a messenger RNA of Topomyia yanbarensis, 1212 nucleotides long. RefSeq names its product CLIP domain-containing serine protease B4-like. The record is from RefSeq and is a predicted model, not a curated record. NCBI's taxonomy places the organism in Eukaryota, Metazoa, Arthropoda, Insecta, Diptera, Culicidae. Gene Ontology annotation, molecular function: serine-type endopeptidase activity. Gene Ontology annotation, biological process: proteolysis. The transcript is spliced from 4 exons. Bases 95 to 1201 code for a protein of 368 amino acids.
GCGUUUUUCAGUAUGUGUGCAUUGAUCAUCCCGCAGAGGGGUUCCGCGGGCUCUAAUCAGACAUAAUCAGUAUCGAACGGGAUUUCUUAGUGGAAUGACGAUUUUGUUGAGUCUUUGGGCGGUGUCCGUGGCAAUCGUUGCGAGUCAAGCGGUCGAUUUGUAUGACCCAUGCGAAGAUGCAGCCGGAGCACCGGGUAUCUGUGUGCCGGUGAAAUCAUGCGAACCAGUUAGUGCAAUGCUGAAACGAGGGAAUCUGUCCGGUGAUGAACGGAAUUACUUGAAAAAGUCCAACUGUGGCAUGAUGAACUCAGGAAGAGCCGUGUGCUGUCCCUUUCCGAAGAUGCUGAAGGCUCGUUUUGAUGCCCCGGCAACCCUUCCUGCUGUUGGUAUUUGCGGCAUUGAUUCCGGUUCUCGAAUUGUGGGCGGAGAGGUCGCCCAGUUAGAUGAGUACCCGUGGCUAGCAAGAAUCCAGUACUAUAAAUCCAACAAACGUUUCGGAUUCCAUUGUGGCGGAGUCCUUGUCAACGAGCGAUACGUAUUGACUGCGGCUCAUUGCAUCCAAAAUGUUCCCGCAUCUUGGAAAGUUUACAAAAUCCGUCUAGGUGAAUACGAUACCGAAUCGGACUUGGAAUGCAACUUCCACGACAAAGACGACUGUGCCGAUUCGGUUCAAGACGUGUUGGUGUCUUCGUACUAUAUCCACGAGGAUUACUUCCAGGAGAACGGUGCGGACUACAACGACAUCGCUUUAAUCCGUCUGUCGGUACCAGUGAACUACACCGACUACAUUCGACCCAUCUGUUUACCCACCACCGAUGAACUGAAAAAGCUUCCAACCGAGGGCAAGAAGAUGACAGUGGCUGGAUGGGGUCAAACUGAAACGGGAUCGUCCAGCAGGUACAAGAAAUUCCUGCAAAUUGAGGCCUGGGAAAACGAUCGAUGUGCAGAGGCAUUCUCCUCGGCCAAUGUGGACAUCGUUGAUAGUCAGCUCUGUGCCGGUGGCGUAAAGGGGGAGGACUCGUGUCGAGGAGAUUCCGGCGGGCCGUUGAUGAAGCUAGAGACCGUCGGGAGACAGUCGGCAUGGUACCUGAAGGGUAUCGUUAGCUUCGGGUCGAAUAAAUGUGGGACGGAAAAUGUACCGGGGGUUUACACUAGAUUAAGUAGCUAUGUCGAUUGGAUUCUGGAGAAUAUAGAAGAGUAGUAAUUAGGAAA